UCCAGACAAAAUGGCGGAUGUUGUUGUUUUGCCGCAGGGUCAGUGCUAAUCGGAGUUCGCCUUUUCACCGAUUUACUGCAAGAAAAUACAUACAUAAUAUUGUUGGCGACAACCUUCAUCGUUGUAAGGGUUUGCGAGGUGGACUGUAAUGAAAGGCAAAGAAAGAUCUCCGAUUAAAAAGCGCUCUCGGGUUUUGGAUGAUAUCCGAGACAGGGGAGGAGGCCAUCCGCCCAGCAAGAAAAUGGGGGCUAUCUCAGUUUCCAGUGGGAGCAAUAAUGGAAAUAGCUCGACUAAAAGUGACGCAGGAUCUACAAGAAGGAGUUUGUUGGGCGAAAAGAGAGACAGGGAUUUUGACGGGCAUGUUUCCAGUCGAUCCGGCGUGAGUAACCAUAGUUAUCCCGGUGCUGUUGCUAGCGCUAUCGGUAAGAACCACAACUUGGGCUUGACUCUCGAUUUAGCCACUGCAAGGACUAGUAAUUCUCGUGGCGAGCGUGCUCUGCCUCCCCCCAACAACAACAACGAAAGUGAGUACAAAACUCUUAAAAUCAGUGAAUUGGGAACUCAGUUGAGCGAUGAAGACAUCGAAGACGGACUUUUCCACGAAUUCAAAAAAUUUGGGGACGUGAGUGUCAAAAUAAGCCGCAGCAACGACGAGAGAAUCGCGUUUGUCAACUUCAGAAAGCCCGAGGAUGCCAGAGCAGCUAAACACGCCCGGGGUAGGUUAGUACUUUACGACCGUCCUCUGAAAAUCGACGCAGUGUACAUAAACAGACGGAGAAGUCGCUCUCCAGUUGAGAGAGUUGACAGAGACCCUUAUGUUGGAGCCCCAGGGCACAGACACCUUCACACCCAGAGACCCCUCUCCCCAUCAGGGCUUGGAUACAGAGACUACAGACUACAGCAGCUGGCACUUGGGCGCCUCCCUCCUCCCCCACUUCCCCCUUUGCCCAGAGACCUAGAACGGGAGAGGGAGUUUGCCCUGUUUGAAGCCAGGUCACGCCCAGGUCCUGCUUUCAUUGCAGAGAGAGCUGCUGCUUUCCGCGAGGAGGAUUUUAUCUCUCCCGAGGAUGACCAAAGAGCUAACAGAACGCUGUUUCUGGGUAACUUGGACAUUACAGUCACAGAGACGGACCUGAGGAGGGCGUUUGACAGGUUUGGGGUGAUAACGGAGGUGGAUAUAAAGCCCACACGGGGACAGACCAGCACAUACGGAUUUCUGAAGUUUGAGAACCUAGACAUGGCCCAUCGCGCCAAACUCACCAUGUCUGGGAAGAUAGUGGGCCGUAACCCCAUAAAGAUUGGCUAUGGUAAGGCCACCCCCACCACACGCCUAUGGGUGGGUGGGCUCGGACCCUGGGUCCCCCUAGCAGCAUUGGCCAGAGAGUUUGACCGCUUUGGUACAAUAAGGACCAUUGACUACAGAAAGGGGGACACCUGGGCUUAUAUACAGUACGAGAGCCUUGACGCUGCUCAGGCUGCGUGCACUCACAUGCGUGGCUUCCCUCUGGGGGGGCCCGAGAGGAGACUCAGGGUGGACUUUGCAGACACAGAGCACCACUACCAGCAGCAGUUCCUUCAGCCUCUUCCUCUACCCCCCUUCGACAUGGUGGCAGAGGCUUUCAUCCACCGAGCCACAGCUGAGCCGCUGAGGGACAGAGAAAGGACUCCACCGCCGCUCCACUUCAGAGAGAGAGAUCUGGGCUUCCCCGGGGUUGAGUGGCCCCCUAACCCGGCUAUGCGUGAACGAGUACGUCCCGGGGUCUUUGAGCUACCAGAUCACCUGCAGCGGGACCGGCGGCCGGGGGGGAGGGAGCCCUGGUCUCUGGAGCGUGAGCUGGUGGGGCGCGGCGGCGACCCGGGACGGAAACGACGCCUCAUGGACGACGGUCGCCAUCUUGAUGUCUCUCCUGACAGCACUGACCGCACGGCACGCCGGCGCAGAGGUGGCCCAUCCCCAGACGGUAGCCCCGACGGAGGCCGCUUCAGUGACUCAGAGCGCCCCCCUCGCGGCGACGACAGACCCUCCCCUGGACGAGACCGCCGCCCCAGUCUGGAGCGUCCUGGCGGAGGAGACAGGAGAUUGAAGAACCAGGGGAAUCUCGCUGAGAGAGGGGCCUCCAGCAGUGGCCUCACAUCUUCAACAGGGGAGCGGAAACGUAAAGCCGGCGACAGCAGAGGACCCGGAGCUAAGAGGGAUCGCUCCUCAGACCAGGGCGGCUCUAAAGGCAGUCAGUCAUCCAAGCUGAGCCUGGCCUGGCACGGCAUGCUCCUCCUGAAGAACAGCAACUUCCCCGCCAACAUGCACCUCCUGGAGGGUCACCAGGGCGUGGCCAAGGACCUCCUCGUCGACGGCCCCACGGGGAGACAGGUGGGCGAACUCAAGAUCACCCAGCGUCUCCGCCUCGACCAGCCCAAGCUGGACGAGGUCUCCAGACGCAUCAAAGCGGCCGGCCCCGGUGGCUACGCCGUCCUCCUGGCGGUUCCCGGUUCCGGUGGCGAGGAGGUGUCGUCGACGGACCCUGCAGCUUCCACCCAGCGUCCUCUCCGCAAUCUGGUGUCCUACCUGAAACAGAAGCAGGCAGCUGGAGUCAUCAGCCUGCCCGUUGGAGGCAGCCGGGAUAAGGACCACCAGGGUGUUCUCCAUGCGUUCCCUCCCUGUGAGUUCUCACAGCAGUUCAUUGAUGCCUCGGCUAAAGCUCUGGCCAAAACCGACGAGGACUAUCUGGUGAUGGUCGUGGUGCGAGGGCCAUCAUAACUACAAUCAGAGAGGAAGCAGGACAUCAGUGAUAUUGUACAAAAGAAAAAAAGAUGUCAGUAACUACUAUUGCAUGCUGUGUGUUGAGUUCAGCUCCAUGGGGUACUACUACUAGAGUAGGGGUAUGAUGGGGUACUACUAGAGUAGGGGUAUGAUGGGGUACUACUAGAGUAGGGGUAUGAUGGAGUACUACUAGAGUAGGGGUAUGAUGGGGUACUACUAUAGUAGGGGUGUGAUUGGGUACUACUAUAGAGUAGGGAUAUGAUGGGAUACUACUAGAUGGGGUACUACUAGAGUAGGGGUAUGAUGGGGUACUACUAGAUGGGGUACUACUAGAGUAGGGGUAUGAUGGGGUACUACUAGAUGGGGUACUACUAGAGUAGGGGUAUGAUGGGGGCGUAGGCUAUGUCACUAUUUGUUCCACCAAAAUAAAUAUGAAAUGCCCUCUUGAAAGUCAACAAAUGUGUAGGCAAAUUGUGCAACCCUGUUUUAUGAAAUAAUUGUGUGCUCAUUUCCAGACAGUAUUAUAAAAGGGGGACAUUCUAGAAAUACAAUCUAACUUGAAAUGAGGUAAAAUUAGCACCCGUUUUCAAUUAGGAAAACUUGAAUCAACCGCUGUGUGUGAGAAGGCUCCAUUCCAACAUUUGGUCCACUGUUAGUGUUCCAUUGAUCGUAUUAUAUACAGAUCCUUCAGAAAGUAUUCAAACACCUUGAUUAAUUCCACAUUUUCUUGUGUUACAGCCUGAAUUUAAAAUGGAUUUAAAAGAAGUUUGUCUCUCCCAUCUACACACAAUACCCGACAAAGUGAAAACAUGUUUUUAGAAAUUUUGCCAAAUUUAAUUUAAAAUUAAAUACAGAAUGAUCUCAUUUACAUGAGUAUUCACACCCCUGUAGUCAAUACUUUGUUUCUAAGUACCUUUAGCAGCAAUUACUGCUGUGAGUCUUUCUGGGGUCAGUCUCUAAGAACUUUCCACUCCAUUUAUUAUGCUUCCAUCUUUUUCUCGCCGUCAGUUAGGUUAGUAACUACUACGCUGUUGAUCCACCCUCUGUCAUUAAAACAUCAUGUUAAACACUAUUAUUGCACACA
This is a messenger RNA of Oncorhynchus gorbuscha (pink salmon), 3842 nucleotides long. It is a transcript of the gene rbm15, whose product is annotated as RNA binding motif protein 15. The record is from RefSeq and is a predicted model, not a curated record. The transcript has a single exon. Gene Ontology annotation, cellular component: nucleus. Bases 149 to 2755 code for a protein of 868 amino acids. Lineage: Eukaryota; Metazoa; Chordata; Actinopteri; Salmoniformes; Salmonidae. Gene Ontology annotation, biological process: regulation of alternative mRNA splicing, via spliceosome. Gene Ontology annotation, molecular function: mRNA binding.